Molecule: messenger RNA, 2163 nt
Organism: Rhinolophus ferrumequinum (greater horseshoe bat)
Lineage: Eukaryota; Metazoa; Chordata; Mammalia; Chiroptera; Rhinolophidae
Gene: ABRA
Product: actin binding Rho activating protein
Exons: 2
Coding region: 46-1191 (381 amino acids)
Biological process (GO): positive regulation of transcription by RNA polymerase II; positive regulation of Rho protein signal transduction
Cellular component (GO): sarcomere
Molecular function (GO): actin binding
Source: RefSeq, a predicted model, not a curated record
CUUUUAGCUAGUGCCCAAGCUAUCAGCAGAGAAGAGAAGGGUAGCAUGGCUCCAGGAGAAAAGGAAAGAGAGGAGGGGCCAGCCAAGAGUGCCCUCCGGAAGAUACGCACAGCCACCUUGGUGAUCAAUUUGGCCCGAGGUUGGCAGCAGUGGGCAAAUGAGAACAGCACCAAACAGGCCCAGGAGCCUGCAGGCUGGCUACCGGGAGGGACCCAGGAUCCACCCCAAGAUCCUAAACCAGGGAUACACCCCACUCCCCACCAGAAAGCUCAGAGUGCCCCAAAGUGUCCUUCCCAAGAGCCAGAGAGACAUGGAGAUGGACAAAGCUCGGAGGAAGCCACUGAGGUCUCUCAUAUCAAAAGGAAAGAGGUGACCAAAACAGUGGUCAGCAAGGCUUAUGAGAGAGGACGGGAUGUGAGCCACCUCAGCCACAGAUACGAGAAUGAUGGUGACACACCUGAGCCCGGGCAGCCAGAGAACGACAUUGACAGAAUCCUCUACAGCCACGGCUCCCCGACGCGGAGGAGAAAAUGUGCCAACCUGGUAUCUGAGCUGACCAAAGGCUGGAAAAAGAUGGGGCAGGAUGACUCCAAGUGGAGAAGCGACAGCAUAGACACAGAGGAUAGCGGCUAUGGAGGGGAGACCGAGGGGAGGCCCGAGCAGGCUGGAGAGGAAGUGGCUGCUACCAGAAUCAAACGGUCCUUGCCCUCCCAGGCAAAUAGAUUUACAGAGAAACUCAGCUGCAAGGCUCAAAGGAAAUACAGCCAAGUGGACAACCUGAAAGGCAGAUGGCAGCAGUGGGCUGAUGAACACAUACAAUCCCAGAAGCUCAACCCUUUCAGUGAAGAAUUUGAUUAUCAGCUGGCCAUGGCCACCCGCCUGCACAAAGGAGAUGAAGGCUACGGCCGUCCCAAGGAGGGGACCAAAACUGCCGAAAGGGCCAAACGCGCUGAGGAGCACAUCUACAGAGAAAUUAGGGACAUGUGCUUCAUCAUCCGCACGAUGGCUCGCCACAGGCGAGACGGCAAGAUCCAGGUUACUUUUGGUGAUCUUUUUGACAGAUACGUUCGUAUUUCAGAUAAAGUAGUGGGCAUUCUCAUGCGUGCCAGGAAACAUGGACUGGUGGACUUCGAAGGAGAGAUGUUAUGGCAAGGCCGUGAUGACCAUGUUGUAAUUACUCUACUCGAGUGACCCUUCAACUACAAAAGCCAAACGUGACCCACUCGUCUUAAUGCUACUUGCUGACUUAGUAAAAAUAAAAUCCAAACUGCUGUGUAAAUAUUAAAUGAUUUUUACAUGAAGGACUUUUUUGGCACUAUAUUGCUGAGGAAGUUUGAAGAUUUUGAGAAAGCACACACAUAGAAAUGUUUGAAAUUCCACCUACCUUUUAGGCAAAACCAUGUGGCUAUUCAUUGCAGAAAUUAUAGAUCUCUAAUUAAACAAUUAUACAUCUAAGAAGAAUGCUGACUUUAGGUUCAUAUAGGCAGACCAUAUUAUGAUGUGAUUUUUUUCAGGAAAGAAAAGAAUUCCGUUAAGUUUGGCCAAGCUAAACUUAAAAUUUUCUAAGAAGCUUGACUUCGUACUAUUAUUUUUACCAUAGCUUCACUUACAAAAUAGGCACACAAAUAAAAAAUGAAGUUUUCAAGUCUAUAAGAUGAUAAAAUUGCUCAAAUUUCUCUGUGGGCUUGUAAUUUAAUAGGUUUUCAAAGUUAGCCAUGCUUCUGUGUCAUUUGCUCAAAUCACAUAAAAGCAGACAUCACUGGUGGUAUCAGAACCAAGAGAAGGUGGUUAUGUUCACCUUUGCUGUGAAAGCAGAGGUGAGAGAUCAGAUUUACGGGACUUCUUGGAGAAGUUCAAUUUUCCUUAAAAUUGUACUGAGUCAUGCAGCUUACAUUUAUGUCAAUAUAUAAUGAAAUAGAAAUACAGAAAGUUCUACAAUGAACUGGAAUGUUCAUGUAGAAUCUGAUAGAUUCAUUGGGAAAUUAGAAACAUAGUUGGGACAUUUUAAUUUUCUUCAUGCUCUAACAAACUAUACAAUACCUAAAAAUCAUAAAACAGCACUAUUAGUUCUGUCGAAGUGAAAAAAAGCGUAGUGCAAUAUGAUUCCAAAGAGAAAUUUGACACUAAUCUGUUUUUUCUCAGAUUUAAUGUGCUUUACAUAAU